Messenger RNA from Ilyonectria robusta, 2127 nucleotides. Its product is annotated as Snf5 subunit. The coding region runs from base 1 to 2127 and encodes 708 amino acids. The transcript is spliced from 2 exons. Gene Ontology annotation, molecular function: transcription coregulator activity. NCBI's taxonomy places the organism in Eukaryota, Fungi, Ascomycota, Sordariomycetes, Hypocreales, Nectriaceae. Gene Ontology annotation, cellular component: nucleus; nuclear chromosome; SWI/SNF complex. Gene Ontology annotation, biological process: regulation of transcription by RNA polymerase II; chromatin remodeling. The record is from RefSeq and is a predicted model, not a curated record.
AUGGCCGCUCAGCCCUCCGCGUCCUCGGCGCCCGCGACGGGCUCGUCUUCGACCGCGACGUCGGUCUCCGGGAAGGACUCAGCCGCCAAGUCCGCCGCCGCCAGCAUGCCCGUCCGCACCAAGGAGACGUUCGAUAAGCUCAUGGUCGAGCGCUUCAUCACCCGUGAUGCCAUUGCCGCCGCGGCGCUCGGUGGUCAGCUCGACCAGACUCGCAAAUCCACCGCCGACACGCGCGACAAGAUGCAGGAGUAUCGCAUGGUCCGCACCGACUAUCGCCAAUGGUUCCCCCCGGGCAGGUUAUACGGCGAGGGCUACAACGGCUUCGCCAAUGGCUACACAGAGAACCAGGCGCCCUCCAGGAUCGUCUAUCCCUCCCAGAAGCCCCGACCUGGCCAGCGAACCACUCCACCCUUCAAAUACAAGCGCAAGGACAUGCUGAAGCAGGCCGACCAGCACGAAGAGCUGGUCCCCUUGCGGCUCGAGGUCGAGUGGGACAAGAUUAAGCUACGCGACACCUUCACCUGGAACCUGCACGAACGCCUCCUCCAGGUCGAACUGUUUGCAGCACAGCUUGUUGAGGACAUGGGGUUGAAGCCCCCGGCGUUCCAGCCCGUCUACGAGCAAGUUGUUCAGCAGAUGCGCGAGCAGCUCAACGAUUUCUAUCCCUUCGCAUACACAGACGAGGACGCGCUGGACCCCGAACUCCCCUACUCCGCGUACAAGAACGACGAGAUGCGCAUCCUCAUCAGACUUAACAUUACUGUUGGACAGCACACUCUUGUUGAUCAAUUCGAGUGGGAGAUUAACAAUCCAGCCAACUCGCCUGAAGAAUUUGCCGCCAACAUGGCUAGAGAUCUUUCCCUGUCUGGAGAGUUCGCAACAGCUAUUGCCCAUUGCAUCCGAGAACAGACACAACUAUUUACCAGGAGCUUGUACGGCAUCGGCCAUCCCUUCGAUGGACGACCCGUCGAGGACCCCGAUCUUGUCAACGCCUUCCUCCAGACCCCUCUCCCAGCAGUCUUCCGGCCCCAGCAGCAGGCCAAGGACUACUCUCCCUACUUAUACGAGCUCAGCGAGGUCGAUCUCGAGCGAAACGAAACCAUCAUGUCGCGCGAACAACGGCGACAGAAGCGAUCGAUCAACCGAAGGGGCGGCCCCACGCUCCCCGACCUCCGAGAAAGACAGCGCACCAUCCGAACCCUCAUUGUAUCGUCUGUCCUCCCUGGCGCUGCCACCUCGAUUGACGAUACCCGUCUCUACAAGCGGGCCGCCGGUGCCAACCGGAAGCGUCCUAUCCGUGACGGCGACCUUUCGGAGUCUGACGAAAGUGAAGAUUCAGCGCCCGACUCACCAGCUCCCUCACAAAUCACUGGCGGCACCGCCCGAACACGGGGUAUGCGUGGAGCGGCAACUGUGGCCCAGGUCAGAAUGGCGAACCUGGGCCGUUCAGAGACGCCCGAGACUAGCUCGGUCACACACCACCACGAGACGCGGACAUCUCGCCGUGGCAGAGAGGAAACAGAGGAGCCGGGUCAACUGAUUGUGACACUGAAGGUGAACCGAGAUAAGCUGAGGAGGCUGCUCAGGGGCGAAUAUCGCACCCAGAGGACGCCUUCGCAGACGCCUGUUCCCAACCCACGCGCCACCAGCGUGACGGCACCCGUAAGGGCCAUGCCUCCUCCAUCUACUCCUACCGCACCUACUCCCCAGACCAUUCAGAACUCCUCAACCUUCCCGCCCGGCCAAAUAGGCCGUCUUCCAGCUCCCCCGCCCGUACCCGGGCAAUCACCCCCUCCUGCUCCCCCACCGCCCGAGUGGCUCAUCAACGCCCUCAAGCAGUUGGAGAAGCAGUAUCCCAACGGCGACAAGUUCGAGGCUAUUAUGAAGUACUCCUACCUGGACCCCAUCACCGAGCUUCCCACCCAGAUCCAACCACUCCCCGAGGGUGUCAAGUACGCCUGGUUGCCACGCAUCCGCUGUCUGGACUGCACCACUAAGCUCUACACCCCCGGCCCUGAUAUGACGGCUCAGAAGUUCGAGGCACAUCUGAAGUUCUCGGGCCACCGCGAAAAAGUCCGGCUGCGCCAGGCUCAGGAGGCCGCUGCUGUUGGAAGCUCCGCCUCAUAG